AUGCAUUCAAAUGAGCCUUCUGCUGUAAUGUCCCAUGUGGAUGAAGAUGAGGUCCAGAGUUCUGACUAUGCCGUCCGAGAAGAGGAUCUGAAGGGCAAGCCAAUCAACGAGCUCUACCGCUUUCGCCUCUUGGUUGCAGCAUUGUUCGCCAGUAUCUGCGUCUCCGCAAUGUUCGGAUUUGGCCUGGUCGGCGCGUAUAUUCAAGAACGUUACAACUUUACCCAGAGAGAGCUAACAACAAUCACUACAGUGGGCUCCAUGCUUGGGCAAUUCCUCCUUCCGUACGGUGCACUCUACGACUUUGCCGGACCCAAGCCGGUUCUCUGUAUCUCAGUCACUUUUUUUUGCCUGGGUACUGUGCUCUUGGUGUUGGUGUUUCUUGACCACUUGGAGGGUACUGUCGUGAAUUUUUCUAUAUUCUACGCUUUGACAAAUAUUGGUUGUACGACAUUCGACUUGGGCUCGCUUGUUACAGUUCUCGCGUGGUUUCCGCGCAACCGCGGACAUGUCGUUGGUUUGCUGAAGACAAUGACCGGGCUAGGAAGUUCCGUUCUCUCGACGAUUUAUAUGUGCUUCUUCUUGGGUCAGUACACGAACUUCUACUUAUUCCUAAUUGCCUUUGUUUUCGUGUUUGGGGGACUGAACCUCCUCCUGCAGACGUUGCCGUCGUAUCACCUCGUUGGUUGGCAGAGGUGGCGCUACACGAAGGAGAAGCAGGAAGAACUGGAGCGCACUGAAGACGUAUUUCUACUACAGAAGCCUCCCAUGUACCGCUUCGUCUUUGGCUUUGUUGUGAUUCUGAUGCUUCUCGUGUUUCUCGUCACUGUGAAUUUUGUGGUUGCAUUUUUCACUGUGAGCCAGACUGCUCGCGUUGUCUUUGCGGCUGUGGCAAUCGCCCUCGUGGUCCUAUUGAGUGGGCUUUGCCUGCCGCUGCCGUUCUUGUCGUUGGCAUCCGCAGAUAAGGGAACACUGAUGCGGGAGCGCUUGACAGAGGUCGUCUCGCCGCCGUACACCACAUCCUUCUGGCACAACCUUCUAACACCUGAUUUGUGGGUGAUUUUUUUUGUUGGUUUCUGUGUGGAGGGUGCAGAGCUGGUCAUCAACGACAACAUUCCGCAGGUCUACAAGGCCAUUGAUAGUAUCUUUGACGAGCGCCGUAACGCCUUGUACGUUUCGCUCCACGGUCUUGGUAGUGGGUUCGGUCGAAUCUUGAUGAGUCUCUACGAGGUUUACACGCAGCGCGGUCAGAUUGAGCAGCGUACGCUCAUCACAACGUCUUACUUUUUCGCGCCGGUGCUCAUGAUCGUCGAGUAUAUUCUUUUCCUUACGGUUCCACCGGAUGGGUUAGCCGUUCCUUUUUUCUUGAACGGUUUCGCAAAUGGAUGCUAUGCUGCAUCCAUUGUGUUGACAGUCCGCACACUCUACUGUUGUGAUGUGGCGAAACACUAUAACCUCAUGUCAGUCGCGACGAUGCUGUCAAUCCUCAUCCUCAACCGCUUCACAUUUGGAGAACUGUAUGAUCACCAUGCCAACGCUGGUCACGGUGGGGUGGACGGGUCGUGUCACGGACGCGUGUGUGUUCGUGAAAUCUUUCUUAUCAUGCUCGCGCUGACGGUCGUUGGGUUACUGCUGACGGGGUGGUUGCACCACCGCUACCGUGGCUACGUGCGUUUAAAGAUAUCCGAGGCGAAGGAGCCUCUGGAAACUGAGAACAGUGAGGUGAAGCGAGAAGGGAUCCGCAAAGAAACAGAAAAUAAAGAUGAAAACGAAGUGGAUGGCGACGGAAAAACGGAAGCUGGAAAACGAGAACCAGACAAAGAAUAA
Molecule: messenger RNA, 1824 nt
Organism: Trypanosoma grayi
Lineage: Eukaryota; Euglenozoa; Kinetoplastea; Trypanosomatida; Trypanosomatidae
Exons: 1
Coding region: 1-1824 (607 amino acids)
Cellular component (GO): membrane
Source: RefSeq, a predicted model, not a curated record